Messenger RNA from Phytophthora nicotianae INRA-310, 1962 nucleotides. RefSeq lists its product as hypothetical. The transcript has 6 exons. Lineage: Eukaryota; Oomycota; Peronosporomycetes; Peronosporales; Peronosporaceae. The record is from RefSeq and is a predicted model, not a curated record. The coding region runs from base 1 to 1962 and encodes 653 amino acids.
AUGCCGUACGAAGAGCGCGGUGCUUACACGUCUGAGCAUGAUCUCUGGGCGUUGUUAACCUCCGAUCACGUACGCUACGUGCAGUCCUGUCGUGACAUAUUCUCCAGCGCCUUCUACUCGCUCUCCGACGGCGAGAUCCGCGCUCUGGAAGCGAACGGCAACUGCGCUGAGAGCUGGAACAAUGUUUAUAAGACCUAUGCGCACACUCCGCUACAGACUUCGCGCAUCCGCCAGUGCUCGUUCCAUGGGAAAGUUGUACUCGGUCGCUUCUCCACUUUCAACCAUAACGUGGACGGCAUCCCAUUCCCGUGUGGUGUCUACAACUCUGCAUUGAGCAACGUGGUGGUGCUCGACGACUCGUUAGUGAGGGACACUCUGGUCCUUCGAGACGUCCUCGUGGACACUCAAGCGUCUGUCAUCAAAUGCGGCAGCGUCACGGGGCCAGAGGAAGACGCAGUUUCUGCCAAUGGGAAUUUACUCCACGUUGGAGUGGAAACCGGCGGUCGCAACCUCCGUGUGGUUGCAGAUCUCCCCUUUGCACUGGGGGCUGCAGUUGCUACUAGGAGAGGAGAUCCUGACUUCUUGAAGACCUACGAGACCUUUGUGGACAAUUAUGUGGCAGCAUUGAAAGCUCCAAUGGCCAUUGUGGCGAAGAAUGCGCGAGUACGUGGCUGUUCCCGAGUACAGGGGACGUUUGUGGGUGGAUAUGCAGUCGUGGAGGACAGCGACGUCGUGAAUUCCACGCUACUAUCGACACAAGACGAGCCAUCUGUUAUCAGAGCCAAGAGCAUCGUCCGUGACUCUAUCGUGCAGUGGAAUUCGACAGUCGAGGCGCUCAGUGUGGUUGAAGGCUCAUUCUUGUGUGAUACGUCGCACGUGGAGCGUCAUGGAGUUGUCAUGAGCUCUGUGAUUGGACCCAACACUUCGAUUGCUGAAGGUGAAGUCACGUCGAGCUUUGUGGGGCCUUUUGUGGGGUUCCACCACCAGGCACUGUUGAUUGCCUCGAUCUGGCCACAGGGUAAAGGCAACGUCGGCUAUGGAGCGAAUGUGGGCAGCAAUCACACACUGAAGGCUCCUGAUCAGGAACUUUUCCACGGUGAAGGUGUUUUCUUUGGACUUGGAUGCAAUGUGAAAUUCCCCAGUAAUUUUGUGAAGGCCCCGUAUUCGGUGAUCGCUACUGCGGUUAAUACACUGCCACAGCUAGUGGCAAUGCCCUUCGCAUUGAUUAACACGCCAGGUCACUCCAUCCCGUCGCUUUCGCCUGCGAUCAAUGAGAUUUCUCCAGGGUGGGUGCUUGCUAGCAGCGUGUUCACUGUACUUCGUAACGAAGAUAAAUUCCGUUCGCGUAAUAAGUCCAAGCGCACACACAUCGAAGCAGCCAUUUUACGUCCGGAGAUCAUUCAGUACAUGAAAAAUGCUCGCGCGGAACUUAUAGCUGCUGAAGGCAAGGCGAAGAUUAACCUCCCGAACGGUGAAGCUGUGUACACUGACAAGCAAGUUCGAGGCUUGGGCAAGAAUUACAUGCGUGAGUCAUCUCGUCGAGCUGGAAUCACGGUGUAUACUUUUUUCAUCAAGCUUUAUGCUCUGGAUGAGCUGCUUCAACUCGUCGAGAGUGGUCAUGUUUCGGCUGACGGCACCGUUGGAUCCGUGGACAGUUCUCACUAUGAACUGGCCACGUUGGUGGAGGAGUUUGACGCAGAGAAGCGUAUUCGCGAGUGUCUGAGUGACCUCGUCUCGAUGAAAGUUGACGUCGCUAAGACGGCUGCGGAAGGGAAGAGCCGCGACGACGUACGUGGUCAACGGAUCAUCCCCGAUUACUCAGACGUGCACAAGCCAGCGAACAAUGAGGCCGUGGUACUUCGAGCUCAGAGACAUCGUUCAUACGAGGCAAACCUCGGGUUGGUUGCGGAUCGGAAAGGCCGAAGCAACGCAGGAGGAACAUGGAUGUUGUCCUGUGUAUAG